Messenger RNA from Branchiostoma floridae (Florida lancelet), 2625 nucleotides. RefSeq names its product FK506-binding protein 5-like. Gene Ontology annotation, biological process: cell-cell adhesion. Gene Ontology annotation, molecular function: integrin binding. Gene Ontology annotation, cellular component: plasma membrane; focal adhesion. Lineage: Eukaryota; Metazoa; Chordata; Leptocardii; Amphioxiformes; Branchiostomatidae. The record is from RefSeq and is a predicted model, not a curated record.
CAAGAGGCAUCCCCUGCUGAGGAGGAACAGAAUCUCUCUCAAGAACCUAACCUGUCCCAAGAGGCUAGCCACAGCUCCUUUGAGUCUGAGACAGACUUUGAGGUGGCAAAACUGUGGAAGAGGUCGGAGAUGGCAAUGAUGCCGGGACUCGAGAAGGGUCUGGAGGAAGGGAAACUGUAUGAGGCGACGAAUUUCGGCGACAAGGGGGAACAUGACAAAGUCUCAACCGUAGAGAUGCUGUCUAAGUCUCCUCCGAAGGUCAGGUUCAGUCCCGUGGUGGAGAUAAUCCAGACGAGAGAGAUUGAGCAGACGAUGAGCGAACAGUUGUCAUCAGAAACCAAUAGCUCUGAUGAGGAUGAGAGUUCGGCCAGCGAUGCGAAGGAUUCUGAUGACCAUGACUCCGGAGGAGAGGCUGGGGGACCAGCAGAGGAGGAUGCAGGAGGAGCGGAUCAAGAGAAGGAUGAUGAUGAUGGUCCAGAUGAGAGGAAAGAUGAGGAAGAUGCUGAUGAGGACAGCAGGGAGCCCACAGGUGAACCUGAGCAGGAUGCUGCCAUGUUGAGUGCCGAAAGCGAACUCAGCGCCAGCGAAGACAACCUCGGGGAAGAAGUCUCCAGCGAGAUGGAGACUGACCAAGACAACGACCAAGACAUCUUCGAGGAGCUGAUCCAAGACAACAUGAAGAGGAUGGAGGAGCUUCUUCACCACAAGGAGAACCUUGCUCAGGAGAAAGAGCAGUUCCAUCAGCAGGCUGCUCUGUACUCCCUCGCUGUGAAGGUUUCCGAGAACCGAGGAGCCAAGAGGAGGUUGCAGAGAGUCACACGGAGCAACACACAGGCUCUCUUUGGUGAUGAUGAUGAUGAGGAGGAGGAACAGGAAGAGGAGGAUACUGGAAAGACUGCAGAAAGAUCGGGCGUGGAGCAGCUGGAGGGAAGAGUGAUGGAUGUGGACACUGGUAGUGAUUCUGAAUGGAGCAAGCAGCUAGCAACAGGGCCAGGGAUCGAGCAGUUGGAGAUCGCACGCAAACUCUCUCCUCAAGAAACAUCGAUGACCAAAGAACCUGCUCCUGAGGAGGCAAGUGAGGAGGAGCUGGAGAAGGUUGGGAGCUGGAACAUGGAGUCAAUCAUAGCAGACCUGAUGCAAGACUACUACCUCCUGGAGGCAGAGUGGGACACCGAGGCUUCGGAGACGGAAGCGUCACAAGACACGUCCAGCGAGGCUGCAGGGCCUUCUGCUUCAUCACAGAAACACACGGCUGCAGUACCAGACAGGGCAGCAAGGGAGCAGUAUGAUGGCUUUCCAUCACCCCCAGACAUGAGUCUGUUGGGGCAAGAUGGAGGAGGAUGGGGGGCUGAAGAUGCUACCAACAAAGAUCACCAAGAGCAGUACAAUCAACAAAGAAAUGACCAAUCACAGGUGCCGCUCACUGAAGGCACAGAUAUUCCAUGGGGAGGGGAGGAGGAACUUCCCCCGCCUCCGUUCUUUGAUUUCUCAGAGGAAGGAGCGAUGGAGGAUUGUCACAGAUACUAUGAUAGUGACACAUAUGGUGCAGCCAGGGAAACAGCUGGAGCUUCCAGAGAGUUCCCUGCAUUUGAUGGACAGAGAGGAGAGGAUAGAAGAGGCGAAGGAAGAAGGAGGGAAGGAGAAGAAUCAAAGGAAGACGAGUUGGCGAGGAUGAUCAGAUUGGCGAGUUGUGAGUUGUACGGUGGAGCAGACAGUCCCAGAAUCAUGCACAAGCAGCGCUCAACAAGUGAUCUCAUGGCCACAGACACAAGCUCUAUCGCCAGCUCAAGUCGCACUGCCAGCGCUAGCGACUUAGCCGAGCUUCUUCAAGAAUCCGCCAGCGAAGACUUGGAGUUCCUUGAGAAAUAUUCCAAGGAGGGGCGGAAGAUGCGCAAGCGGAAGGUCCGGGUGGAGUCCGACUUCCGCUCCCACCUGGAGAAGAUUCUCCGCAAACGUCAGGAGAAGAUGUCGGAGAAGGGCUCAUCAACUCCGGAGUUGGUGAAGAUGUUCCGAUCAGAGUCCAUGGAGAGUUUCUUAUCCAAGGAGCUGGAGGAGAAGAAGAAGAAGAUCGGAGGAUCUGUUCCUUCGUCCCCGGUACCAUCUUCUCCUGCUCCGUCUUCUCCAGUUCCGAGGAGAAGGGAGGAGGAGCCACUCCUCCAGCUCCAGCAGCUCUUCACCGGGAGGCCUCCCACAGGCCUAGGGAGGGGAGACAGGCCCAAGCAGCUUGUGCUCAUCCGCAGAAAGAAAAAUGAGCCGUAACUGCAGUGGAAUUAUUCAAGCUGCAGCAAUCUACUGCAGCAAACGUGAUGCAUUCGAAUAUAUAUGCCAGCAAUGUCAUGGUUGUAGGAGAAGAUGCUCAAAGCAGAUUCUGGUCAUCCGCAGAAAGAAGAAUGAGCCAUAACUGCAGCUGAAAAUCAUGCUGCAAAAAGCUACUGCAGCAAAUAUGAUACAUUUGAAUAAACUGUAUAUGACAGCAAUGUUGUGCCAGUAGGAGAGAUGCUCAAAGCAGUUUCUGGUCAUCUGCAGAAAGAAGAAUGGUUUGUAGAAGCAGCAGUACUGUUUAUUUAGCAUUUCUGCAAGAGAUUGAAGAAGACUUGUUCUUAUAGCUACAGCUGUUCAUAUGGG